Messenger RNA from Colletotrichum destructivum, 3071 nucleotides. RefSeq names its product Putative gamma-tubulin complex component protein. The record is from RefSeq and is a predicted model, not a curated record. The coding region runs from base 129 to 2984 and encodes 951 amino acids. NCBI's taxonomy places the organism in Eukaryota, Fungi, Ascomycota, Sordariomycetes, Glomerellales, Glomerellaceae. Gene Ontology annotation, molecular function: microtubule minus-end binding; gamma-tubulin binding. The transcript is spliced from 2 exons. Gene Ontology annotation, cellular component: spindle pole; gamma-tubulin complex; centrosome. Gene Ontology annotation, biological process: cytoplasmic microtubule organization; microtubule nucleation; meiotic cell cycle.
GUCCUGGAAAGGCGACAAACGCCGCACGACAUCAGGAUCUUGCUCAAUGCGAUGUCAGUGAUCGCAACGUGCGCUUUACAUUCACCGCCACCAAUGGUUCUCUACAAAUUAGCUGUAUUGGUGCAAUCAUGUCCAAAGAAGAUGAGUCGGUCAAUGUCUUCGCGAUUCCCAACUUCUUGCAGCGGUCCAAAUGGCUGGAAGACCAACUGCCCCAAGCCGAUGCUGGCUUCUUUGCGCUCAAUUUAAUAGAACAAGAAUCGUCAUUUCUUACCAAUGUAUCUGACCCGAAACCCAGCGAACUCUUCACGCUUCCCGUGAUAGACCCUGUGCCUGAGCAGGAGACAACCGCCGCAAAUACCCCAAAAACAACUUGUAAAGAACCUCUGGACGACGAGGAAAGCGAUGAGGACUACUAUUGGCCGAUAGUCGACAAACCUGUAAGAAGUAAACCAGAAUACAAGACGUGGGAAAACUUUGAGUCACGCAGCGCUUGUUCGACGAAGCCCCUGUUCAUAACAGAAGCUGGCCCAGGUGCAUUUGAUGCCUUGGCAGCGCUUGAGGAAGAUCCUUUACGUCUUGGAAGCGCUGGUUUUACCGUGGUAGAUGCGGGUCUCUACUGCAGUGCACUGAUGGCCCUGGCUCUUGGCCGAGAAUCGGUCUUCUUUUCCUGGCAAGACGAAAUCGAGUCUCUCAAGCCGACUUUGCCGCAGAUCAGAAUUCCCGCUUACUCCGGCAAGGCUAUCCAAGAGGUUCAGCGUUCCUGCUUAAAGUGUGGGAACACAUACCGCCGACUGCGCAAGUUUGUCGACACUACGUAUUUGAAGAAUCCGACGCCUUGUCGCGUUGCUCUGGCGAGUGCUGUGGACAAGGCCCUCUUGGUCGUUCAGAGCAGCAUUGCCCUGAACCACCAACACCCGCGGUCGAUUCUUCAGGUCCAAUCUCUUGUCACCCAUAUAUACACCAUUCUCCGCCAGUUCGAGUCUCUGGUGUCAAACAUACGGCGAGGUCAUCUGGACGAAGAUGUGUUCGUCAUCGUGUUUCAGCAAGCUCAGUCUGCCGAGUAUGCCGAAACUCAUCUCAGAGAUAUGAUGCGGGAAGUUCUUCGCCGGGUGUCAAACCCUUGGAUUGAACUGGUCGAAGAGUGGAUUGGCACCCGACGCGAAGUUGGCGUGCCUCUGGGCAAGCACGAGGUGGGCAGGCGGAAAGGCUUCAUCAAAGUUGAGUCCGAGGCCUACAUCGACGACUUCGGCGACGAGGUAGACGAAGUCGACUACCGCUUGGAUAAACAGCGGAUACCCAGCUUCAUGCCGGAAGACAUAGUGAAAUCUCUCUUCGAGGUUGGACGAAACCUUCGUUUCAUCAGGUCGACACACCCAAAGCAUCCCUUGGCGCAAGCCAAUGUUGUCUCGUCAAGCAAACCUCCUACGCUAGAGUGGCUAUUCGACUGGGACUCCAUCGUACACUUGGAAAACAGAGUUCGUUCGUAUGAACGAGGCUUGCGAGAAGUCGUCAAAACCUAUUUCACAGAAGAAUCGGCAGAAUCCAAGGAGGUACCGGCUUGGCUGAUGAGUGAUUCGCCAGUAUACCAAUUACAACUAUUCGGUCUGGAUGAGAACGAGUUGCAAAGCAAAUUGGUGGCAUCCAUCCACGACUUUGCACAGCCGAUCGCCGACUCCACAUCAGAGGACCAGCUGGGAAUCAUCAUCAGGGAUCGCCUAUCCGAUGUUACAACCGAAGCCGCGAACGCUGGCACUGAUUUCACACCGCACUGGUCACUCCUUCCAGUCCUCUCAUUUGGAUCGAUCAUAUCUGCACAAUCCCGAGUUGUCGGCAGGGAAAGCCUAAGGCUGCUCUUCACGUCCCACAAUCUGCGCGAACAUUUGAAGCUGCAGAAAGAGUUCCACUUGCUAGGCAAUGGCUUCUUUUGCAGUCGCCUAUCCCAUGCUCUGUUCGACCCCGAUCUCGAGACAGCGGAGAGGCAGGCCGGUGUUGCUCGCCAAGGCGGAGUCAUGGGGCUGCGGUUGAGCGGCAGAGACACUUGGCCACCAGCCAGUUCGGAACUGCGCCUAGCACUGAUGGGAGUUUUGACGGAGAGCUAUGAAGGACCUGUUCAAGAAAGUCUCAAACCCCGAGACGGCGAAAAGAAUGAGCUUCCGGGCGAUCUGAGUUUUGGCGUUCGAAAUUUGUCUAGCGAAGAGGUCGACAAGUGUAUGGACCAAGACGGACUAGAAGCGCUUGACUUCCUUCGGCUGUCGUACAAGCCCCCGGUCGCACUCGGGGCCAUUAUCACGCCUAUUGUGUUGGUGCAAUAUGACCGGAUUUUCCGGCUGCUGCUCCGGGCACUCCGGAUGCAAUACACCGUCAACCGCCUCUUCCGCGAUGUCACGGCUAGGGAGUCUGGUUGGCACGAUGUCGAAGCCGUAUCGGUCCGCUUCUGCUUUGAAGCUCGUCAUUUUGUCUCCAGCCUGAACUCCUACAUCUUUGACACCGGUAUCGAGAUGCCGUGGCAGUCGUUUGAGAGUCUGCUUGACAGGCUUGAAUCUGGUCUUGGAAGCGAGGACCAAGAGACGUUAUCUGGGUCGGUUCUCAGCCCCGACCGUCUGCGAGAACAUCAUUCCCAAACACUUGAUCGGAUCAUGCUAGCACUGCUUCUGCGGAAACGACAACAGCCUGUACUCAAGCUGCUCGACGAGAUCUUCCGAGUAAUAUUGAGCUUUGCCAAAUACUCCAGAGUCCGCGCCGAUGGGCGAAGGGCUCGCAGCAAGGAUGAUUCAACAGCGAGAGGCCUCUACAAAACCUUUAGGCGGAAUGUUGAGGUGUUCUUGACAGUUUGCAAAGGGCUGAGUGAGAAGGGAGACUAUGGACCGAGGAAAGAUGCGGUGAGCCGGACUGAAGACUCUGGGAGGGUUGACUCGCUGGACGACAACCCCAUUGCCCAGCUCAUCCUGAAGCUUGACAUGUCUGGCUACUACUCAAAAGUGUGAGGUUUCACGCAAACAGGCGGAACAGUUGGAUCAGAUGGUAGAUUGAAAGAUACCCCCUCGGCGUUAAAACAAUGAUGAAAUGCUAGU